Prunus avium (sweet cherry) is the source of this 4527-nucleotide messenger RNA. NCBI's taxonomy places the organism in Eukaryota, Viridiplantae, Streptophyta, Magnoliopsida, Rosales, Rosaceae. The record is from RefSeq and is a predicted model, not a curated record.
UUUAAAAGGUCUCCGUUAUUUGAAAUUUCACUAGCAAGAUCAGACUCAGUUUCUGGAAAAAGAAAAAAAUACCAAAAAAUAGAGGUUUGAGUUUUGCAUGGCUCCCGGUGAUUUAGAGAAAGCUGUAGCAACUUAUUCAGUUGCAGACAACUCGAAAGAGAGCGUUGCAAGCAGAACAUAUUAUCCAAAUUCAAACCAGACAACGGAAAAUUCUGCCACGAGAGAUGAAGAUGAGAAUAAAUCAAAACUUGCAGCACGGUUGACUAAAAUAUUUAUAACAUCAUGUGUGUUUGGCGUACUCCUGGAUCCUUUGUUCCUCUACAUUCCUCUCCUCAACCAAGAUUUGAAGUGUCUGAGGUUGGACAACACCAUAAAGAUUAUUGCUCUCGUCUCGCGAUUGUUCACUGACCUAUUUUAUGUAGGCAGAAUUAUUCUGCACGUUUGUAGAUUUGAAAAUUAUUCACCUUCGAUCAAGCAAUUUCUUCCCGAAAAAUCCUCCUCCAAGUUAAUGGAGUCACUCAUCAAAGGCUUUCGAGAUUUAUUACCUGAAGUAAGCAACGAAGUUCCAAAACCACGUAUAGGAAAGGAGAUAUGGGAGUCGUCCAUCAUAGUUGACAUUUUAGCUAUUCUUCCUCUUCCACAGGUGGCAAUUCUCUUUUUCUUUCCGAAUAUGAGGGUCUCAGGAUCUUCCGGGAAGCGUAUUAUGAACUUUCUUGUUAUGGGGCAAUAUGUACCACGAGUUCUUCGCAUUUACCUAUCAUGCAAGAAAGCUAAAAAACCUUUCAAAGGACAUGUCCCAUUAUGGCUUAAAGGUUUACUCAAUCUUUUCCUGUACAUUUUGGCCAGUCAUGUGCUUGGAGCUUUUUGGUACUUUUUUGCUGCUCAACGAAUGAUAAGUUGCUGGGAACAUGCGUGUCGAAAUGGAAAUGGAUGUGGCACUUCUACAUUUAAUUGUCAUGAUCACCAAACGUUGAUAAAUAUUACUGUUCUAAAUGAUUCAUGCCCGAUAAAUCUACCAAAUACAACUCGCUUUGAUUUUGGUAUAUACCUAAAUGUCCUUCAGUCGGAUGCAUUGUGGUCAACAGACUAUCCCCUGAAGUUUUUGAACAGUUUUUGUUGGGGCCUGCGAAAUUUGAGUUCUUUUGCUUCAAAUCUCCAACCGAGUUUCUAUACAUGGGAAAUCACCUUUGUAGCAUUUAUAUCUAUAAUCGGCUUGAUACUCUUUGUAUAUCUCAUUGGAAAUUUGCAGACCUAUGUGCAGUUAGAUACUGGAAGCUUAGAGAAGCAGAGACGCAAGGAUAAACUUGACAAGAAGAUUAAAGAAAAGGACCAAAAAGUAGAAAAAUGGUUAUCUGAGCAUGGCAUCCCCCUUAGUAGAAAGCCGAAGAUCAUGGAAGAGAUAAAAGGAGAGCUUGUUCGCAACUCGGAUUUUGAUGUGCUUAGGGAAAUCAGCUCUAUUCUUCCCCGCAAAUUAAUCAACAGUUGCAGCCCGUUGAGUAGGCUGAGGAAGGUGCCACUACUUAAAGAUAUGGACAAAGGAGUUUUGAGAGAAAUCUCUGACAAGCUUAAGCCCGAGAAUUAUACUCCAGGAGAAAUCAUUAUAAACAAGGAUGAACCACUUCAAAUGAUGCUUUUCAUUGUGGAAGGACGUGUAACCAUUGAAAAGACAGAUGGUUCUCGGCCGGAACAUCUAGAUGCAGGAAAAUUUUAUGGGGUGGAACUUCUAGUUUCGCCAUCGUCGACCUCCUCCGGUGAUGCAAAACCCAUAAACGAGUCUAUUCGGGCCAUUGAUGAUGUUCAAGCCCUUGUUCUCUAUGCCACAGACAUGGAGAGCAUCGGCUCUAAAUCCAAGUCGCAUUUCAAGAAGUUGUGCAUGGUGACUAUACUUCAGAAAGUGCCACUACUUAAAGACAUGCAUGAAGGAGUUUUGAGAGAAAUCUCUGAGAAGCUUAAACUCGAGAAGUAUACUCGUGGACAAAUCAUUAUUGAAAAGGCUAAAACACUUGAAAAGAUGCUUUUUAUCGUGGAUGGACAUGUAACCAUUGAAAAGACAGAUGGUUCUCGGCCGGAGCAUCUAGACGCAGGAAAAUUUUAUGGAGAGGAACUUCUAGUUUUGCCAUCGUCGACCUCCUCCAGUGAUGCAAAACCGAUAAACGAGUCUGUUCGGGCCAUUGAUGAUGUUCAAGCCCUUGUUCUCUAUGCCAUAGACAUGGAGAGCAUCGGCUCUAAAUCCAAGUCACAUUUCAAGAAGUUGUGCAUGGUGACUAUACUUAAGAAAGUGCCACUACUUAAAGACAUGGACGAAGGAGUUUUGAGAGAAGUCUCCGAGAAGCUUAAGCCCGAGAAGUAUAUUCGUGGACAAAUCAUUAUUGAAAAGGAUAAAACACUUGAAAAGAUGCUUUUCAUCUUAGACGGACGUGUAACCAUUGAAAAGACAGAUGGUUCUCGGCCGAAGCUAGGCGCAGGAGAUUUUUAUGGAGGGAACCUUUUAGUUGCGCCAUUGUGGACCUCCUUUGGUGAUGCAAAACCCAUAAACGAUGAGUCUAUUGAGGCCCUUGAUGAUGUUCAAGCCCUUGUUCUCUAUGCCACAGACAUGGAGAGCAUCGGCUCUAAAUCCAAGUAUCAUUUCAAGAAGUUGUGCAUGGUGACUAUACUUAAGAAAGUGCCACUACUUAAAGACAUGGACGAAGGAGUUUUGAGAGAAAUCUCCGAGAAGCUUAAGCCCAAGAAGUAUAAUCCUGGAGAAAUCAUUAUAAACAAGGAUGAAACACUUCAAAUGAUGCUUUUCAUCGUGGACGGCCAUGUAACCAUUGAAAAGAUAGAUGGUUCUCGACCGGAACAUCUAGGCGCGGGAAAAUUUUAUGGAGAGGAACUUCUAGUUUCACCAUCGUGGACCUCUUCUGGUGAUGCAAAACCCAUAAACGAGUAUGUUCGGGCCAUUGAUGAUGUUCAAGCCCUUGUUCUCUCUGCCACAGACAUGGCGACCUUGGGCUUUAGUUCCAAGAGUGUAGUCUCUAAGUUCAUGAAGCAUUUCAGCAAUUUCGCCUCUCCCUCAGAUCUCCUGUUGACUUGGCUAAAGAAAGUGCCACUACUUAAAGACAUGGACGAAGGAGUUUUGAGAGAAAUCUCCGAGAAGCUUAAGCCCGAGAAGUAUACUCGUGGAAAAAUCAUUAUUGAAAAGGAUAAAACACUUGAAAAGAUGUUUUUCAUUGUGGACGGAUGUGUAAGGAUUGUAAAUCCAACUCAUUCUAUGCGGCCAUUAGGUGCAAGAGAUUUUUAUGGAGGGAACCUUUUAGUUGCGCCAUCGUGGACCUCCUCUGGUGAUGCAAAACCCAUAAACGAGGAGUCUGUUGAGGCCCUUGAUGAUGUUCAAGCCCUUGUUCUCUAUGCCACAGACAUGGAGAGCAUUGGCUCUAAAUCCAAGUCGCAUUUCAAGAAGUUGUACAUGGUGACUGUACUUAAGAAAGUGGAAAUCUUUCAACAAAUGGACGAACAAGUGUUGAAAGCAAUCUCCAAGCGUCUUAAGCCCAUGAACUUCAAUGCCAAGCAGUAUAUUCUUAAAGAGAAAAAACCACUUAAUAUGAUGUUCUUCGUCGUGCGAGGAGUUGUAUUAAUUAAAAGCGUAAGUGCUAUGGACGUGAACGUUAAAAAAACCUGUGAAUUGGGAAGUUUCUAUGGAGAAGAACUUGUGCAUUGGGUUACAACUUGGGUAUCACACCAGACCUUUCCUACCAAACUACCCUUGUCACCUGAUUCUGCGCUAUGCUCCUACCAUGGUGGUUCUGUGGAAAUACUUGCUCUCAAAGCCGACGACUUGAAGAGUGUACUCUCUGAUUUCACCCUCCCUACAGAUUCUGAUCAGCCUCUGGACUGGUUGACCACCCUAAAGAAUGUGGAAAGGCUUGAGACUAUGGAUGUGGAAUUUUUGAAAAAAAUAUGUGGGUAUCUUGAGCUCAGAACGUAUGAAGAUGCGUACAUUAUUCAAAAGGAUAAACCAAUCGAAAUGAUGUUCUUCAUCAUGAGCGGAGUUGUGUCUGUGACAGACGGGAGCUCGAAACAUUACCUCAAUGAAGGAGGACGUCCAAAUCACAGUGGAGAUGACCUCGUAGAACAUUGGCUACAAUGUAAAUCUACCGGCGUUCUUGCCGAAUUGCCCACCUCUCAUUUUAGUUUUUGGGCCAUCGGUGAAGUUGAAGUUCUGGUUCUUAAGGCCGAGGACUUGGCAAAGGUUCAGCCUGGUGGUCAAAUUCGUUAGUGUUAUGUGCAACUAAUGAAUUGUCUUUGUAUUAUAUUCCUGCUUAUGUACGUACAUAGGUAGUUUCCUUGUCUGAAGCUUGUUUGUUUGUAAGUUGUUUGGAUUUCCAGUUAAUGAACGAUUGAUCAAAUGAUGCUAGAGUUGAGAUCUUGUAAUGCCUUUUCUGAUUGUUGGAUGCAUAUCCGCUCCGCUUCUUGGAAGAGUUGCUAAGUUUGCUCUGCUUUGAGAGAAUAAAUAAUUUAUACUACAAAAAGACUAGAAUUAAAGAAAUA